Molecule: messenger RNA, 1685 nt
Organism: Paramecium octaurelia
Lineage: Eukaryota; Ciliophora; Oligohymenophorea; Peniculida; Parameciidae
Source: the annotation of a GenBank genome assembly
AUGGAAAUUUAAGUUUUAGAUAUUUAGGUGGACAAAUGGGAUUAAAACUAAGAGAGGCUCAUAAAGACUCAAAUUAGAAUCACAAUUAAAGUAGAUCAUUAUAUUGAAUAUUCUUUGGAUGGAGUAGUAUUGAGAAAGUAUAAAAUAAUGUAUUAAUAGUGAACUAAUUUAUGAUGAUUCUAACUAUCCAGAAAUAGCCACAAAUUUAGAUUAGAUCAAACAUUUGAAUUGGUUGGGUGAAUAUGGGUGCAAUAAAAGAAAAUUUGGUAAAUGGGUAGUUACUUGGAAUAGUAAAGUUCUAAAAGAUGUUGAUGGGUAUUAUGAUAACGGAUUAAAGCAAGGUUUAUGGAAUGAACCAAUUAGAAAUUAUUGGAGGUACAAUAAAAUAAUCUAUAAAAUAGUAAAGCUCAAGUCUUUGAAAGAGGAGUCUACUAUAAUAAUUAAAAGUGUGGAACUUGGAUUUUUAUCUAGGAGAACAAAAGGAUGUAUGAUUAAAAAAUUACCUAGUGGUGGUGGUCAAUACAAUAAUUAAGGUUAGAAAGAUGGUAAAUGGGUUGAAUUGAGUGAUAGCUACUAUAAUCUUUCGUAAGUCACAUAUAAAGGUGAAUAUAAAAAUGGUAAUAAAGUUGGAAAAUGGGAAUAUUAUUUGAAUUCUGAAACGAAUAAAUUAAUGUAAAUUGUGAAUACAAUCUGUUAGAGGAGGUGGAAUAUAUCAAGAAGCAGUUAAGGGAUCUAUUAAAUCUGGGAAGUGGAUUGAAUUGUCUGAUAGUUUUAGUAUUGGGUCAUAAAUUACUUAAGAAGGUUAUUAUAAUAAUGGCAAAAAAGUAGGUGGUUGGAAUAUUAUUUGGAAUGAUAAUAACAUAAAUAAAAAGAUGUAAAAUUAUGAUAUUAUUUGUUUUAGAGGUGGAGGAUUAUAUGAUUGUUCAAUAUAAGUAGGAAGAUGGAUUGAAUUAAUUAAGGAUUUUGGAGGUGGACAAGGCUAAUCGUAAAUCAUUUAUAAUGGAGAAUAUUAGAAUGGUAGAAAGGUUGGCAGAUGGAAUAUUAUGUAUUAAGAAUAUUGGGAAAAAUACUUUGUAAAUGUGUAAGAUUAAAAUAAAACAUGAUAUUUAUUAGUGGUGGUGGCUUGUAUGAUGAAUAAAGUUCGAUUAAAAUUGGAUAAUGGAUUGAAGUGAGUGAAAAUUUUGGGAGUAGGAAAGGAUAAUCAUUUGUCAAUUAUAUUGGUGAAUAUAAAAAUAGUGAUAGAAUUGGUUAAUGGGAUAUUUGGUAUAAAUAUUAUGUUGACGGAUAUAAAAACAAAAAAAUGUAAUUUUAAUAUAAACCAAAUCUUUAGUGGUGGUGGAUUAUAUGACAACAGAGGUUCCUCUAAGAUAGGGAUGUGGGUUGAGGUUUGCGAUGGAUUUGAAAUGAAUUUGUAAAUCAUUUAUAAGGGUGAAUAUUAAAAUGGUAAAAAGGUUGGUAGAUGGGAUACUUAUUAUAUGCCGUGGGGUAAAGAAGAGUUCAAAAAAAUGUAAAGAAUAAUCAAAAUUCUUAGUGGCGGUGGAUAAUAUGGUGAAGGGGGCUAAAUUAAGAUUGGAAAGUGGAUUGAGUUAAUUGAUGGUUCUGUUAGUUCUUAUGAAUGUGAAUAUAAAGAUGGAAAAAUAAUUAAUGGUUCUAAUUUGAAUAUUGAAUUAAAUAACAUAUUAUGA